AGGUAAGACAGUCACGCUAGCUUGUGAAAUCGUUGUUACAUAUAGGUCGUAGUCCACUGUCUGAGAAAUGGCCGAUAGAUGCUGUGUAAUUAAGUGAAAUAAUGGUUAUUGUGAGUCUAACGUCAGCAGUAAGUUAGAUCUGUCUGUGCUGUGCAAUUGUUCAAUUUAUCAGUACUAUUAAAGACAUUCAUUAUACAACACAUGGCUGAAGCAGACACUCAGGAACUGUUAGAAAAUGUUAGAUGAUUUAAAACUGCUGAAAAUGGGCUACCUUCUUUUCUUAUGCAAGUGGUUUUCACCCCAACUGUAGACUACCUUCUGUUGAACAAUUGAACCGUUUUGUUCGCGAAAUAUGUACCUAUAUUUUUAGACAACUGAAUAUAUAUAAUUCUUCUUUAUUCCAUUAUUCUUAAUGACUUAUAGAUUACAGCCAACUUAAUCACCUUCUCAUACCAUUAUAGUUUAUCUUUAGCUGAUGACUGUGACAUUCCCCUCGCUCAGGAUAAUUGCUCCAUUGGCUCCACAAUAAUGAAAUUGCUGAAGUCCAAAUUCAAUCUGAAUAAUGGAUGACAAAAGCCAUCUUUAGUGCUAAAUAUAUUCUAAAUCACAGCACAAAGUCCCAAAACUAUUUUGUUUAACUGACUGUGGAUAGCAGGAAGCAGAUUAAAGGUCAGUUGAUCAGAUAUAGGUCUACGCCAGACGUUUUCAGAAUUUAAACAAGUCCAGACACCUUUCUGUGAGGCACUAGCCAUUAAUUGUGAGAUCAAACAGUAGGGAAGAUUAUGUUGAGUGACUGGUUUAUCUGUCCUCCAUUCACAGUACAUUUCUCCUCUCUCACUCUUCUCUCCUUUUGGUCUUUUUCUGCUGCCUUCAUUGUAGAUAAGGACUGGAAUCUGCCUGCCAGCAGCCUGUCAGUGGGCAAAGAACCUGGUCCCUGUCAGAAAGGCUGAGAGAGAGGGACAGGAAGGGACCGGAGAUUUCUGACACAUAGAGCUCACCUGUUUAGUUAAAUGUGUUUGAGUGAUAAGGCGUCGUAAAAUGAGGCUGGUACUGCUCUCCUGAGUGACGGUCUGAGUGGAUUACGUGGGCACAAUUUGGGCAAAGUUGGCAAUGGGCAUGGCUGUAUCAUUGGGAUGUUUUGGUCGCUCUCUGCGAGAAUCGAGUCAGCUGUGCCCUCGCCGCUUUGCCAGAGCAUUCCAGCCAAUCCGCUGUCACCCUGCUGAGACAGAACCGCAACCGUGCCACUUCCCCCGUCUCAACGGCCACUCUAAGUCAGAGCGCCCCACGAGGGACUCAGCCAUGGGCUACGACAGCGCCUCCGUGAUGAGCAGUGAACUGGAGUCAAGCUCCUUUGUUGACAGCGAGGAAGACGAGGACGCUAGCAGGGGUGCUGCUCUGCGGCUGACCCUGUGCUGCUCCCAACCUGCGGUACUCAGCGGUUCCACAGAGCAGAGCUCGUCCUCUCAGCUGAUGCGAAGACACAAGCGGCGCAGGCGGAGGCACAAAGUGGCCAAAAUUGACCGGUCUUCUUCUUUCAGCAGCAUCACAGAUUCCACCAUGAGCCUCAACAUUAUCACUGUCACACUAAACAUGGAGAAGUAUAACUUCCUGGGUAUCAGUAUUGUGGGGCAGAGUAACGACCGGGGUGAUGGAGGCAUCUACAUCGGCUCCAUCAUGAAGGGGGGAGCUGUAGCCGCAGACGGCCGGAUAGAACCAGGGGACAUGCUCCUACAGGUCAAUGAUGUUAACUUUGAAAACAUGAGCAACGACGACGCCGUGAGGAUCCUGAGGGAGAUCGUCUCCAAAACAGGUCCUAUUAGUCUGACUGUGGCCAAGUGCUGGGACCCAUCUCCACGAAGCUACUUCACUAUCCCCCGGGGUAAGACACUCACCGAUGUUCCACCAGCAACAGCUGAACCUGUGAGGCCCAUUGACCCUGCGGCAUGGAUCUCCCACACAACCGCUCUGACCGGACCCUACCCUCAUUAUGAAUUUGAUGACUUGCCACUAUCUGCCAGUAAGACGGACAUGGCAACCAUCGUCAAGGUGAUGCAGUUGCCUGACUCUGGUCUGGAGAUCAGGGACAGGAUGUGGUUGAAGAUCACCAUUGCAAAUGCUGUCAUUGGAGCUGAUGUGGUGGACUGGCUGUACUCCAGAGUGGAGGGUUUCAAGGACAGGAGAAACGCCAGGAAGUACGCCAGCAGUCUGCUGAAACAAGGCUACCUGAGACACACGGUCAACAAGAUCACCUUCUCAGAGCAGUGCUACUACACGUUUGGAGACCUCUGCCAAAACAUGGCAUCCCUCAAUCUCAAUGAGGGUUCCAGUGGUGGGGGCUCUGAGCAAGACACCCUGGCACCCCUCCCUCCCCCUGCCACCAACCCAUGGCCCCUCGGGGGCCAGCCGUUCCCCUAUCCCCCCUUCCCCUCGGCACCCCCAGGCUUCCCUCCCGGCUACUCCGAUCCAUGCCACAGUUUCCACAGUGGGAGUGCAGGCAGCCACAACAGUGAGGGGAGCAGAAGCAGUGGUUCCAACCCCAGUGCUGGGACAGGGAAGGGCCCUGGCCGACGCUCCUCCCCUCAGGAGAAAGUUCACAGGUCAACGUGCAGUGAAUCUGAGCCACCAGGCAUCCGAGGGGUCAGGCGCCCCGGCGACAGGUCCGCCAGCCAGCUGAGUCAUCACAGCAGCCACGCCCACUCCAGCCACAGCCACGCCCGUUCGGUUUACAGCCACGCCCAGUCUCACAGGAGUCACUGUCACUCGCAGAACAGCCAUGCCCACAGCCACGCCUCGUUUACCUACAAACACGCCCCGUUCACCCAGCCUGGGCCUGGCUCGUGUGGCCUCAGUGAGCGAAGCCACGCCUCCUCUUACGGCCCACCAGGACUCCCCCCCCCUUACUGCCUGGCCCGGCUGGCCCCAAAAGCCUCCAUCAGCAGCACCCCUCCCGGGGCCCCUCCGGUCAGAGAGCUAGGAGCCGUCCCCCCUGAGCUCACGGCCAGCCGCCAGUCCUUCCAACACGCUAUGGGCAAUCCCUGUGAGUUCUUUGUUGACAUCAUGUGACAGACAGGACAGUGCCUUCUAAAAACUUGCCGAGCACAAACAGCUACCCCCGUCCAAUGGCCUGACGUCCCUCCCCCUGUCUGUCCCUCUUCUCUCCCCUGUUGGCCACUGACUAUCCCGAGUUAAGAAUGUAGACACUGGUCCUCUCCCCUCCCUCUGCUGUCACAACGGCCCUCUGAUUUCCAAGCAGGGGAGGGCAGGAGACCAGAGCACAACAGAAGACAGUCCUGGUUUCACACAAACUGACCAGAGCCCCCCUGCCAGCUCCUUUGUAUUGACGUGAUUUGUACAGUUUGUGAAAUGGAUGUGAGUGCUGUUCAUUGUGGUAUUCCACACAGACCAACAGUCCAGUCCUGAGAGUGUGUAGUUACUCAUUAUGGAGGACAACUACCUUCUGUUUAAAAAAGCAAACUUUCACAGCCAACUGACUGGGUCUGGAUCUCAAUCCCCCAGACCCAUCCAGACCCAGAGUUCUUAAUGAGGGAGGCCCAAAUAGAAACUCUGGACUCUGGGCAAACCUCCUGACUUGUCACCCUUUACACAAAUUUCUGCUGUUUGGCCAAUCAUAAGGAAAUGCCUCUAACUGACUGACAUGCUUUCUGAUCCGGUAUGCAGGGGAACAGUGUCCUAUCUAACUAGUCAAAGGUAGCCUCUGUCAAAAUGAUUAGUUCAGCUUCAUAACGGAGGCACUGUAACCAGUUGUUAGUUUAACUAUAGGCUGUUUACCUGCAUGAUUGUCUCAGCUGCUUAAAAAGGAGAAAACGUCUUCAAACGUCACCUAUUUUAUUUGGGUUUGUUUUGUAUUUGAAAUGGGGAGUUGUGCCUCUCACCAACAGUCUGAAGGAAGAAUCCGUACACUGGAGAACUGCUGUGAUGUUGUUUCUGUGGUCAUGAUGUUGCAUUGACGGUCCGUGUCACACCUCGCUCUCUCUCUGAGGGACACAGAGACAAUCAGACCCUGUCUGUGGCCCUGUAGCCCUCUUAGCUGUGUUCGUCCAGUGGGCCGCUAUUGACCCCCACAACACAGUCAUGUCGUAAAACCCAUUUUAAAACGGCGAACAGGGUUGCAAAGAGUGGCCGUCCUCUGCAGGUGUCAUUCAUUAAAGACAACCGGGUUGCAUUCAGUGGGUGGAUGUCCCCCUGCAGUCGUCCGUGUUGAGGGAACAGAGAUGACGAACGCUUCACACGGUGAGGUGUCAUUCUCUACAGUAAAUUUUACACAGGAUAAUGUCUGAUGAAAUUUCAUCCCUUGAUUCUGAAAUCCUUUUAUAAUCCGUGAAGCUGUGUUUAAGUCAACAACACAGAAAUGGUGCCAAAUACCUUUCUGUCGCAGCCUACUCCUAAAUAUUUGAGCACUUUUUAAUUAUCUCUCUCUUGCUCUCUGUCUCUUUUUCUCUCCAUGUCCUCUCUCUUCUUUAGUAUGAAACACUGUUGCCGAUCAAAGCUUUGUCCUUUGUUUUGUUUCUUUUACAAAAAGAGGAAUAAAUUGUACAUAUAAAUGUAU
Esox lucius (northern pike) is the source of this 4567-nucleotide messenger RNA. It is a transcript of the gene dvl1a, whose product is annotated as dishevelled segment polarity protein 1a. The record is from RefSeq and is a predicted model, not a curated record. Gene Ontology annotation, cellular component: cytosol. Gene Ontology annotation, molecular function: frizzled binding. The transcript has 13 exons. Bases 1111 to 3063 code for a protein of 650 amino acids. Gene Ontology annotation, biological process: intracellular signal transduction; canonical Wnt signaling pathway. Lineage: Eukaryota; Metazoa; Chordata; Actinopteri; Esociformes; Esocidae.